Messenger RNA from Caenorhabditis briggsae, 312 nucleotides. NCBI's taxonomy places the organism in Eukaryota, Metazoa, Nematoda, Chromadorea, Rhabditida, Rhabditidae. The transcript is spliced from 2 exons. The record is from RefSeq and is a predicted model, not a curated record. Bases 1 to 312 code for a protein of 103 amino acids.
AUGGCCACCGUUAGCUGCUCGCCAAGUUUGGCUGACAUUCGUGCUCUUCAAGCGGACAAUCUGGACCGUCUUCGUGACUCUCUUCAACAAAUCAACAUUCGUGAUGUUGUCCCACUGCUUGUGGCCAGAAAUGUGCUCAGAUCGUAUGAGAUGGGAGCUCUUUAUGCUAAGGGCUCCGACGAGCAAGUCGACGCACUCAUCGAUCUUCUGAAAACCAAAAAUCACUGGGUUGGACCACUUACCGAUGCGCUCAUCAGAAAUGGAAAGGCACCGAUUGCCAAGAUUCUUCUCGAACUCCAGAAUGGAAAAUAA